This is a messenger RNA of Candoia aspera, 1657 nucleotides long. It is a transcript of the gene ECHS1, whose product is annotated as enoyl-CoA hydratase, short chain 1. Gene Ontology annotation, cellular component: mitochondrion. NCBI's taxonomy places the organism in Eukaryota, Metazoa, Chordata, Lepidosauria, Squamata, Candoiidae. Bases 24 to 896 code for a protein of 290 amino acids. The record is from RefSeq and is a predicted model, not a curated record. The transcript has a single exon. Gene Ontology annotation, molecular function: enoyl-CoA hydratase activity. Gene Ontology annotation, biological process: fatty acid beta-oxidation.
AGCCCAGCCACUCUGACGCCAGCAUGGCUGCCGCGCUGCUUCUUCGCCGUUUGGCUUCGGCGGCGGCCCCUGGGGCCGGUCUGCCGCUCUGCCGCUUGCUGGGCUCGGCGGCAGCGCAGUUCCAACACCUGCUGGUGGAGAAGAAGGGGGCCGGGCAGCACGUGGCGGUGGUGCAGCUGAACCGCCCGAAAGCCCUGAACGCGCUGUGCGACGAGCUGAUGAUGGAGCUGAGCGAGGCGCUGGACGCCCUGGAGCGGGACCCGGGCGUGCGGGCCAUUGUGCUCACCGGCAGCGAGAAGGCUUUCGCCGCCGGCGCGGACAUCAAGGAGAUGCAGCACCGGACCUUCCAGGAGUGCUACGGCGGGAACUUCCUCGGCCACUGGGACCGCCUGGCCAGCGUCCGAAAGCCGGUCAUCGCCGCCGUUAAUGGUUACGCGCUGGGCGGUGGCUGCGAGCUGGCCAUGAUGUGCGACAUCAUCUACGCGGGCGAGAAGGCUCAGUUCGGGCAGCCGGAGAUCCUUCUGGGCACCAUUCCCGGCUCCGGCGGGACUCAGCGGCUGACUAGGGCGGUGGGCAAGUCGCUGGCCAUGGAGAUGAUCCUGACCGGGGAGCGGAUCUCGGCCCAGGAGGCCAAGCUGGCCGGCCUCGUCAGUAAAGUCUGCCCGGUGGAGAAGCUGCUGGACGAAGCCAUCAGCUGCGGGGAGAAGAUCGCCCGCCACUCGAAGCUGGUGGCCGCGAUGGCCAAGGAAGCGGUCAACGGCGCCUUCGAGAUGAACUUAGCCGAGGGCAACCGGCUGGAAAAAAGGCUGUUCCAUGCCACCUUUGCCACGGAGGACCGGAAAGAGGGGAUGAGUGCCUUUGUGGAGAAGAGAGAAGCCAAGUUUAAAGACCAUUAAUUUCUCCCACGAUGAUAAUGGGGGGGGGGGGAGUAUGGUGAGGGAUGAUGGGCUAGGGAUACAGUUACACUUUGCUACAAGAGGCCUUGAUUUGCAAUCCCUGGACCCUAAAAAGACAGCCAUCUUCUUGCGAGAAAGUGGUCACGGCUCAUAGUUAUUGGCAUCAUGGUGUGCAAAGAUCAAUUUCUUUGGCAAGAUAGUAAUUGAAAAUAAAAUUGUCCCAAUUUCCCUAAUAGGUGGUCUUUGUAGAAUGCCUUGGAUUGCAUAAAAAUAGAAGCUUUUGUGUCCACAGAAAACAGGCAGAUGUACAAGAUGAAAGGAAUGUUUUUUAUGCACUAGAGGACACAUAUAGAAGUUUAAACCUCUUCCUCCACUUCAGAUUUCAUAACCUCUGUAAUAGGGUGAGUGAAAGAAAGUAUGUUAAUGCAUUCUUCUUGGUUGACUCUAGUUGCUUUGACAGACACUUGGCAAGUGUGGGUUGGUUUAUCUGUCCAGAAUCAUAUACCAAUGUGCCUGCUGAAUUUCGUUAUCUUGGUGAUAAAUCUGAGCUUUAGCUACCGCCAUCCCAAAUAAGCUAUAUAAUAAGGCAUAUCUUGUGUGAUUGCAUGUAACCACCAAAGUCCAUAGCCAAGAAUAUGCUGGUGCAACAAACAUAAGUUGGUGGAGGCGCUUCGUAAGUUAAUGAAAAAAACAAAGAUGCAGAAGUAUUCUGAUGUAUUCCAUUGAUUUCUUAAUUGCAAUAAACACUUUUAAUAAAAUGA